CGGCUCAGUAUUGAGGGAAAUAAAGCGGUCAGCUGUGUCAACAGAGCAGAGAGUAAAAUUUCCAGUCAGUUUUCAAGAUAAAAGAAAUUACGCUUCCAGAAUAAACCUCUGGCAGGAAUCCACCGUGGCAGUAACACGGUAGGGUAUUCGGGGUUUAAAACGUAGGAAACCCGUUUUGCUGUCCGAGACGUUCAAAGAGUAUUUUGCAUACCAUCUCAGUAACUGAAGACUGGGCUCGCUCUCAUAACAGAAACAGGACAGGCGACAGAUAACAUGUCCGACUUCAUUAUCUUAUCCCUAAUCGGCGUUUUGAUCCUGUGUCUGCUCUUGACCCUUGUGGGCUUCGUGUUUUACUCUGGACUUCUCGCCGAGGUCAUUAUACGGACAGGAUCUCCUCCGGUGAAAAAGAUGACAAUUGCAUACAAAUUCAAGAAAGGCUCCUACAAGGAGAGUGGAGCUGCCUUCACCGAGAGCUGCAGCAUUGCUCCAAAGCUCUGCUCCAUCGGCCUGUAUUACGAUGACCCCAACCAGACUCAGGCUGAUUGUUGUCGGUACGCAGUGGGGAGUAUCCUGAGCGAGGAUGAGGAGAAGCCGGAUGAAGAGCUACAGCGUCUGUAUGAGAAGUUUGGGUUUAGCGUCAUCUCCUUCCCUGAGGUCUCCUGUGCUGUGACUUCCUCUUUCCCUAACAGAUGCCCACUGUCCCCCAUCUGUGGGGCAUACAGAGUCUUCCCUGAACUGAACUCCUACAUUAUGGAAAGAAGACUGUCUGCAUAUCCCUUCUUGGAGAUCUGUAAGGGAGAUUUGAUCCACUACAUGUGCCCCCUGGAGAACCAGGAGAGCUUUUUCGUGCCUGAACUUCUGGAGAAGCAAACUGAGGGUGAGCAGAAGCCAAAAGAGGGUGAGGAAGAUGAAGACGACAAAGGCGAUGAAGUCACACAGACAGGUGAGAGCUGUCAGCUGGAGAGCAGUGCAGUGAUCCAGGAGGCAGGUGUUUCAGGUGCUGAGAGCGGAGAGGCCGCGGCAGACCUACCAGUGGAGGAACAGAGUCCAGAACAGGACGAGGGAGAUGGACAGAGUGAGGAAACUGACCAGGGGGCCAAGAGCUCCGGCGAGUCUGUAGGCAGUGGCUCCUCGUUUGAAGAACUGGACAUGGACAUGGAGGAAGCAGAGAAGGAGAGGAAAGAUGGAGAGGAGGAUCACAUGAAGGACAAUGAUGAAAAAGCAUGAUGAAGGAGGGAGAAGGAAGGGAUAGAAUGUGUAAGAGAUGACUGGUGUGUAUGGAUAUGUGUGUUUGAAGUAGAUAACGAAAACUAUGGUGUUCCUUAAAGGUGCAACAAGUGGUAUUUCUUUCAGUUUAUUUUCAUUCAAAAUAUAAUGUGCUUUUCACUAACCUGAAGUAGAGCAGUCUUAAAUUGUGUAAUCAAUAGGUAAUAAAUGUCAGCCAUAGUUUCAAUACUUUUUUGAAGUCUUCAAAAUAGCCAUGCAGGUGUAGCUUUGGUCUGCACAUAGAUGAUUGUGUUUUUGACUGCAUCUCUGAUGGGCUUUUAUAUUUCAAAUGUUAUAUGAUCAAGUCUCACCGUUUUAAUGGAUAACAUAAUAUAACUGCCUCACUACUGACACUAGAAAGU
This is a messenger RNA of Pygocentrus nattereri (red-bellied piranha), 1628 nucleotides long. RefSeq names its product testis expressed 264, ER-phagy receptor a (gene tex264a). The record is from RefSeq and is a predicted model, not a curated record. Gene Ontology annotation, biological process: reticulophagy; protein-DNA covalent cross-linking repair. Gene Ontology annotation, cellular component: nucleus; endoplasmic reticulum membrane; replication fork. The coding region runs from base 274 to 1227 and encodes 317 amino acids. The transcript has 4 exons. NCBI's taxonomy places the organism in Eukaryota, Metazoa, Chordata, Actinopteri, Characiformes, Serrasalmidae.